Molecule: messenger RNA, 1422 nt
Organism: Geodia barretti
Lineage: Eukaryota; Metazoa; Porifera; Demospongiae; Tetractinellida; Geodiidae
Source: the annotation of a GenBank genome assembly
AUGUCCGGUAUCGACUUCAUCCAGUUUGACCGCGCACUGUCAGGGGUGGACCGGGGGCCACUGCGGGUGCACUCUUCCUACGAGUCUCUGGAAGGGCUGAAACGCCACUGCCUCGCAACCCGCCUUAACAUCUGGGACGUCUCCGGGGAUUUCGGCCGUAACUGGGAGGGGCGGGAGUUUUUGCAGUGGAAACCGGCUGCGUCCGGCCACGUCAUCGAGUUUGGGCCACGGACGACGGCCUGGCACUUCCCGGCCGAUCACAUCACCGGCGCGUCGGGCUGGCGGGUGGAGUGCGAUGGGAAGACUGUGGUGUUCUCCGGCGACACCAGGUACAGCCCCGAGUUGGUUAAAGCGGCCCAGGGCGUCGACCUGUUGAUUCACGAGGCCUUCUGCGUUGCCGACAGCGUCCUCGCGAGGGCCGCGGGCCACUGCACCGGCGGCGAAGCAGGCCAGGCCGCCGCGGAGGCCGGUGCCGCAUCCCUUGUGCUCACACAUCUCACCGACGUCUACCAUGCAGACUCUCAGCCAUUGGGUGAGGAAGCGGCGGAGCACUACACCGGACCGAUCACCCUCGCCCAUCGACUUGCACCAGAUUACAAUCAAAUGAGUAGCCUAGAGAUUACCUUCCUGGGCACCGGGGCGGGAAUGUCCACGACCCGCGCUCACACCGCCAUCGCCCUCCGCUGUGCCGAUGGCACGACCCUGCUCCUUGACGGCAGCUCUGGCAAUUCGGCACUGCGAAAUGGCGAGGCAUCCGGUUUCCGGGCAAUAGACUACGACCACGUCCUGUUGUCCCAUGACCAUCAGGACCACCUGUCGGGUCUGAUGUUCGUCCAGGGCCGCCGUUCCCACGAGACUCCGGACGAGGCACCCCUGUCGAUCUACGGCAGCUCCCUUGGUCUCGAGGGCCUGCGCAAGGCCGCAAUCGCCGGCCGCGUCCCGGACAUCCGCGACGGCGGUGCCUACAACCACGUUGGUCGCCAAGUGAUGCGCUGGCAGGAAGCGCUCCCAGGCCACAAGCUGGAACUGGGGCCGGAGACUGUGGCUUGGAAUUUCGACGUUGACCACAUUCCCGGUUCCGUCGGCUGGCGCAUUGAGACGGGAGGCAUAGCAGUCGUCUUUUCGGGCGACACCACCUACAGCCGCGGCCUCGUUGAGGCCGCCCAGGGAGCAGACCUGCUGAUACACGAGGCCCUCUCCACCGACGAGAGGCAUGAUAUGGCUGUCAGCCGCCUGCACUCGACGUCCGGCGACGCGGCCAGGGUCGCUGCCGAGUCAUCUGCGAAGUUCCUGGUCCUGACACAUCUCGACGACGCCUUCCACCAAGACCAGGCGCCUCUACUGGAAGACGCUGCGCGCCACUACUCCGGCCCCAUCAGUGCCGCCUACGACCUGCUGCAAUUCAACGUUCCUCGAACAUGA